Messenger RNA from Notothenia coriiceps (black rockcod), 2636 nucleotides. RefSeq names its product semaphorin-4B-like. Gene Ontology annotation, cellular component: plasma membrane. Bases 1 to 1902 code for a protein of 633 amino acids. Gene Ontology annotation, biological process: neural crest cell migration; positive regulation of cell migration; semaphorin-plexin signaling pathway. Gene Ontology annotation, molecular function: chemorepellent activity; semaphorin receptor binding. The transcript has 9 exons. The record is from RefSeq and is a predicted model, not a curated record. NCBI's taxonomy places the organism in Eukaryota, Metazoa, Chordata, Actinopteri, Perciformes, Nototheniidae.
AUGGUGGACUUCUUCUGUGACCGCAUGCCACUGGUCCCUCAGACGUCCUGUUCCUGCCAAAGGAGGAGGGACGACAUGGCCUGGCUCACCUGGGCCUUCAAUCCUACAACAGUAGACCUCAGAGGAGAGGAUCGCUCACGGCUGGGCCAGGCGUGUGGAGGUGUGUGGCCUCCGUCUGGCAACGCUGAGGCCUGGCCUCAAGUUCUGAGCCUCAGGGGUGAUAGAGGCGGCGAGCGAGUGCUGCAGAAGAAAUGGACGACCUUCCUGAAGGCCCAGCUCCUCUGCUCCCUCCCGGACGACGGCUUCCCCUUCAACAUCAUCCAGGACAUGUUUGUCCUGAAGCCCAUGGGAGACAGCUGGGAGAGCACCGUCUUCUAUGGCGUCUUCACCUCCCAGUGGUAUAAAGGAGCAUCAGGCAGCUCGGCAGUGUGUGCUUUCACCAUGGCCCAGGUGGAGAGAGCCUUCAGCGGGCGCUACCGAGAGGUCAACAGGGAGACACAGCAGUGGUACACCUACAACCAUCCAGUGCCAGAACCACGGCCCGGGGCGUGUGUAACCAACCACGCCAGGCAAAUGGGUAUCCAGUCGUCCUUGCACAUGCCCGACAAAGUACUAAACUUCGUCAAGGACCAUUUCCUGAUGGACAGUGUGAUCCGCAGCGCCCCCCUGCUGCUGAAACGCAACGUCCGCUACACACAGAUCGCCGUGCACAAGAUCCAAGGCAUGGAGAGGGCCUACGACGUGCUCUUCAUCGGAACAGAUGAUGGAAAGCUCCAUAAAGCCAUCAAUGCCAACGAUAAAAUGCACAUCAUAGAGGAGAUGAUUCUGUUUCCUGAGCCUCAGCCUGUGCAACACAUCGAACUCGAUCCUCAGAGGGGUCUGUUGUUUGUGUCGUCAAACUCUGGGCUGGUGGAGGUUCCUGUGGCAAACUGCUCCAACUACCUGAGCUGUGGAGAGUGUGUGUUGUCCCGAGACCCAUACUGCGCCUGGACCGGGCGGCUGUGCCGGGACGUCAGGAUGGCUCCACCUGACAGUCACUGGCAGCAGGAUGUGGAGGAGGCGGACACAUCAGCGAUCUGUAACCGGACGAUCCCCAGCGCCAGAGCUGCCCGACCAGCCGCUUCUCGUGGCUCCCAAUGCAAGCUCAUCACACUCCCAAUCAACACUUUCAAAGUCCUGCCCUGUAAGUCGCGGUCCAACCUGGCGCAGAGGAGGUGGAGCUACAGUGACGCGGCCAGCCAGUUCCUGUACGCCACUCCAGAGGGAAACCUGGUGGUGGUGGCGCAGGCCGACAGGGUGGAGACCUACGAGUGCUGGUCCGAAGAGGAGGGUUUCCGCCAGCUGUUGGCCAACUACUGUGUGAGGGCGGAGCCUCGCCAGGAGAGCACCACUCUGAUUGGUCACUCGCGCACACCGCACAUUGAGCAAGAGGAGAGCAUCAUCCUGCCGGGCGAGGCUCGCUCGGGGCAGGUCCUCCACACCAAGACGUACUGGAACGAGCUGAUCGUGGUGUGCGGCCUGCUGGCCUUCUCCCUCGUGGUCUUCUCCCUGUUCGUCAUCUACAGGAACCGAGACCACAUGAAGUCCAUGCUGAAGCAAGGCGAGUGCCCUAACAUGCAGCAGAAGAAGCCGAGGAUUGUGGGAAAGCCCGCUGAGAGCUUACCCCUAAACGGUAGCACCAUCCCCGUUUCCACUUCUGAUCACAAGGGCUACCAGACGUUAAACGACAACUACAUCUGCAGCACGCCCACGCACGAGUCCUCGCCCGACAACAGCAAGAGCUUCUCCGAGGCCUCCGACAGGCGGCCGCUCAAUGUGAAGGAGAGCCACGUGGAGUAUUCCCCGACCUGCCCCCGGCCCAGAGUGAGGCUAGGCUCCGAGAUCAAAGACUCUAUCGUAUGAGAGCACAGUGUUCGCUAAAAAAAAAGUUGCCCCCCUGUAUCUCCAUGAGGGAUAUAGGCCGCCGAGCAAAGGAGAGGAGACCCUGACAUCCCUCUACAUCACAGCACAUCCUUUAUUUCAGUCAUCUUUUGUUCUGUGAUCAAUGCGGAGGUCAUUUCUUUAACCAUUUCCACUCCCAAGCCAGAGGUUGGUCUGGUGCGAUGCAUAAGGCAGGCCCAGGAUCAACAGUCAUGGCAGCUGCUCAGAAUAUAACUCUUUGUCAUUCUCACGGCCACUGAUGUGUGUGAGGCUGGGCAAUAUGAGGAAGAAAAACACCAGAGUAACUAGAAGACCUUCUUCUGAUAUCAAUAUGUAUCACCAUAUUACUUAAUGUAUGCAAGAUCCAGCAUUAAAAUGUCUACUUGAUGUCCAUUAAAUGACAAAUAAUUUAUGAAUAUUGAUAGGUUUCCCAGCCUUAUUUAAGUACCUGUAACACAUGCCCUGCAGAAGAUGUACUUCUGUUAUUAUGCACACUAGAACCAAGCUACAGCUACAUGGUCACCAAGAGUUCAGGUUUAGGAGAAUAUAACAUCUUUUGCAUAUUCAUUUAUGAUCCAUCGUUAUGGAAGUCAAGAGCACGUGUUCCCUUUUUGCUGAAUAAAUGCCACGAGUGUAUGAGGAUCAAGAUGAUGAGGCUGAUCAGGAGAAGACGCCACAUGCUCUUGGAAAAAACAUUAAAAGGACUAUAACUAAAA